This is a messenger RNA of Megachile rotundata (alfalfa leafcutting bee), 2326 nucleotides long. It is a transcript of the gene Tsf1, whose product is annotated as transferrin 1. Gene Ontology annotation, cellular component: plasma membrane; early endosome; extracellular region. The record is from RefSeq and is a predicted model, not a curated record. Gene Ontology annotation, biological process: iron ion transport. NCBI's taxonomy places the organism in Eukaryota, Metazoa, Arthropoda, Insecta, Hymenoptera, Megachilidae.
CGAUCGUUGAUUCUCUCGACGACCGGCUACGGCGAGUAGACACUUUUUAUCUUCGAUCGUUUAUUCGCGUCGUUUCGUCGAGUCUCCUGAGAGCGUCUUCCUCCUCGAUUAACGCGAACCAUGCGGUUCGAAAUUUGCGCCGCUCUCGCCGCGCUCCUCGUGACCGCCGCGUCCGCAGCUAAUGACGCUCCCUCCGGACGAGUCUACACGAUAUGCGUGCCCGAGGUCUACCGGAAGGAGUGCGCGGAGAUGGUCAAGGACUCCGCGGUCAAAGGGAUACCGAUCUCGUGCAUAUCCGGCCGCGAUCGAUUCGAGUGCAUCGAAAAGGUCGGCAGGAAGGAGGCGGACGUGGUCGCCGUCGACCCGGAGGACAUGUACCUAGCCGCAAAGGACAACGAGCUUGCAGCGAAAGCCGGUUACAGCGUCGUUGAACAGGUGAGAACGAAGGAGGAACCGGACGCACCGUACCGGUACGAGGCCGUGGCCGUCAUACACAAAGAUUUGAAGAUCGACAACGUGGAAGGAUUGCGAGGACUGAGGUCCUGCCACACGGGAGUCGGUCGCAACGUGGGCUACAAAAUCCCCAUCACUAAACUCACCGCCAUGGGAAUUCUGCACAACCUGAACGAUCCCGAAUACUCGGCACGCGAGAACGAGCUGCGCGCGUUGAGCUCGCUCUUCUCCAAAGGAUGUUUGGUCGGCACCUGGUCCCCGGAUCCCGCGAUCAACCGCAGACUCAAACAAACCUACUCGAACAUGUGCGCCCUCUGCGAAAAACCGGAGGUCUGCGACUAUCCGGACCUCUACUCGGGAUACGAGGGCGCGUUGCGAUGCCUCGCGCACAACGAUGGACAGGUCGCCUGGACCAAAGUAAUUUACGUGAAACGGUUCUUCGGUUUGCCGGUCGGCGUGUCACCCGCUGUUCCGACUGCAGAAAACCCUGCAGAUUUCCGAUACUUCUGCCCGGACGGCAGCAAAGUGCCGAUCGACGCGAACACGAAACCGUGCACCUGGGCUGCUAGACCCUGGCAGGGGUACAUGACCAACGGAGCGGCCGGCAACGUACAAGCAAUGCAAAAGGAACUGACGGAUCUCGGUAAAUUGGGAGAGCAAGAAAAGGCUGACUGGUGGAAGGACAUCAUGCUGCUGGACGAGAAGACCCUGGCUGUUGCCGCGCCUCCGGUGCAGCCCAAGGAACAUUUGACCAACGCCAAGUAUCUGGAUGUGAUUGAAAGGAACUCCGGAGCCGUAGGCAAGAGAGCGCGCUGGUGCAUGUGGGAGCAGGGAGCGCUCGAAAAGUGCCAGGCCCUCGCUAAAGCUUCCUUCUCGAGGGAGGUCAGACCGAAGUUAGAGUGCUUGCUCGAGAAGAAUCAAGACGGUUGCUUGAAAGCCAUCAAGGAAGGCAACGCUGAUCUGACGGUAGUCGAAGGAGGCUCAGUGGCCCGAGCAACCAAGGAGUUCAACGCAGUUCCCAUAAUCGCCGAAUCGUACGGAACAGGCGCGACCGAAUACAGCGAGAGACCAGCCGUCGCUGUCGUUCGAAAGUCUUCCGGGAUCAACAAACUAGAGGACUUGAGAGGCAAGAAGUCGUGCCACAGCGGAUACCAAGGUGACUUCUCCGGUUGGUCAGCCCCGGUGCACGCCUUGAAGAGCAAAGGUCUGAUCACCUCUGCCGACGAUGUCGCCGAUUUCUUCUCGGCAUCGUGCGCACCCGGUGCGCCGGUCGAGUCCAACCUCUGCAAACAAUGCGUCGGAAACGCCGCGGCCAACGACGAUAGAGUUCGAAGCGCGACCAAGUGCAAACCGAACGAAGCGGAAACCUUCAGAGGCGGAAAAGGAGCCCUCGAGUGUUUGUUGCAAGGCAAAGGAGACGUAGCGUUCCUCCCGUUGCCGGCUCUGGUCAGCGCACAGAACAAAACAGGGGACCUGCAACUUCUCUGCCCGAGCGGCGGAGUCGCCCCGAUCGAGGACGGGCAACGAUGCAACUUGGGUCUGGAUCCUCCCAGAGUGAUACUCACCUCGGCUUCUAAGACCCCGAACGCCCAGGAUGAACUGACCCACGGCACUCUGGCCGCGAGCACCCUCUACUCCAAACGACCGGACCUGCUGCAAAUGUUCGGCACCUGGGCCGGUCAGCCUAACCUGCUGUUCAGGGAUGACGCGAAAGGUCUGGUCUCGGUGAGCAAGGCGUGGAACAAGUGGAACGAUUGGCAAGCGACGGCCCGAGAGUACGCUUGAUGCAGCGAGCCACGCGAACCGCUUGGAAACUCGACGACGAGAAAGGAUCGCCGUUGCGAUUACGUAAUAAAAUAGCACAGCAAACGAA